Messenger RNA from Antrostomus carolinensis (chuck-will's-widow), 525 nucleotides. Its product is annotated as fasciculation and elongation protein zeta-1-like. Lineage: Eukaryota; Metazoa; Chordata; Aves; Caprimulgiformes; Caprimulgidae. The record is from RefSeq and is a predicted model, not a curated record. Gene Ontology annotation, cellular component: cytoplasm; axon. The coding region runs from base 1 to 525 and encodes 174 amino acids. The transcript has 4 exons.
AUGGAGGCACCCCUAGUAAGCUUGGAGGAGGAGUUUGAGGAAGGACCCGGGGAUGAUGAGGGGAUCCUGCGCCAGCUGGCGGACCCAGCGCUGGCCGAGUUGGAGAGCUUCUCGGCCGAGAUGAUGAGCUUCAAAUCCAUGGAGGACCUGGUGCAGGAGUUUGACGAGAAACUCACCGUCUGCUUCCGCAACUAUGACGCUGCCACUGAGGGCCUGGCCCCUGUGCGGGGACGUCUCCAGGCACAGGAGGAGGAGGAGCGUCUUCAGGAUGAGGAGGUCUGGGAUGCUCUCACUGAUGGCUUCACCCCCCGGAGCUCCUCCCGGCCCUGGCUGCUCCCCGAGGCCACUGACGGCACCGACCCCCAGCUCUGUGAGAAGGAGGAGGAGGAGCUCACUGAGAGAAGUGAGCAAGACUCGGGCAUCAACGAGGAGCCACUGCUGACAGCUGAGCAGGGCCACCCCACCCCAUGGCCACGGAGGGUGUGGGAUGUGGAUUUAGAUGUGGAUGGAGGUCAUGGGUGCUGA